Molecule: messenger RNA, 1752 nt
Organism: Trypanosoma rangeli
Lineage: Eukaryota; Euglenozoa; Kinetoplastea; Trypanosomatida; Trypanosomatidae
Product: putative dynamin-like protein
Exons: 1
Coding region: 1-1752 (583 amino acids)
Source: RefSeq, a predicted model, not a curated record
AUGGUAGCGCCGAAGCUUUUUCUCGCGGUGGCGGCAGGAACUGCUGUUGGGGCGGCCGUAGUUUAUGUGGUGAUGAGUCGCAGGCGAGUGGGUGCGGGCGAGGAGGAUGACGACGCCUUCGGUGGACCCAUCGUCGCGGAUGGAGGUGCAGCCACUACAGGGAAGGUGGCCAACGCUUCAGCGGAAGUUGACGCCGUCGGUUCCACCGCAAGCAAAGGUUCCACCUUCCGCUCUCUGCUUGCAACGAAUGGAGUGGAUGUGGGGUCGGUGGAAAACAAGCUGCUAGCCGAAGCGCUGAAUGAGAUUGAUGUGCAAGCUGCAGUUGACCAGAGGCCGGCGCAGGCGACCGGCACGAAGAGCUCUGGUGCGCUCAAAGGUGGUGAGAAGGAGAAGGAUUUUCCGCUACUUGGCUUGUCAAUGACGCUGCCUCCCGACUGGGAAGUACGCGAGGAUCUUUCCCCGUUCCCCAACGUGGCGAUGCUGGCGGUGUUUAAUAAAGACAUGGAUCCGCAGAAUGCACAGCAGCAGCAGGAGGCUGGGUCGGUGCCGAUGAUUGUGAUGUCCGUUGAGGACGUUCGUGGGGACAACGUGGAUUUACUUGAAUUUAAGGAGCGCUGCAAGGAGUUGGCGGUGAAUCAAAUGCUCAUGAUGACCGGUGGGGCGAUUCAGCCUCUCAUCUCGAAGGACACCACUGUACUGGAGGGCCCAUUCCGCUAUGCGCUGGAGUACGCACAGAGUCUUCCACCUUUGUACGAAAUCAAGGUUUUGAAUUUAAUGGAGGUGCGAAACAGCAUCGCGUACACGUUUCAGAUUAUGUGUGCGCCUAAUAUCAUGCCGAAAUUCAAGCCGGUGUUUAUGAAGAUAGCGCAGGGCAUGCGCAUUAAGGAAAACAUUGACACCGCCUUGGGGUACGUGAAGCUGCACACGGGUACGGUGAAGGUGGAUAUUGACACCAGCUGGGGUUGGGAGUAUCCAGGGAAGCACGGCGCGCUUGUUACUUUUACAACGACGUCCACCUUUAAAAAGGAGGAAAUCAGCCUCUAUGCGCAGGACGCUGUCCCCAAGUCGGCAUAUAUCCCACGCGAGAAGAAGACGAUUGAUGGCGUUGUCGUUGUCUCCGCGUACGAUGGUGCACAGCAGCAGAAGACGUUCACAUGCAAUGGCUAUACGCUGGUUGCGAAGCCGCUGCAAAAGACCUUUUCCUGCCUCGCUGAAAAGGAUCUCGUGGCUGUCGUGAAGUCGGUCGCGCCUUCAAUGCUGCCACCCAGGCCCAAGAAAGGUGGCACCUUCGUGAAUGCCGUGCAUGGCUAUCAGGUGGACAUUGCAGGCGGUAGUCGCCUUGUGGCGAGCCGCAUUGGUGGAGGCUCCGUCGCGUACGCCCCAGCCACCACCGAUGUAGCGGCGUCCGACGAACAGCCACCCGCUGUCACAAUUCGCGUGGGCAGCCCCAAGAACGACCCCGACUGCAUGGGCUCUCUGGAAGAGUGGAUGGAGCGGAUGAAGCGGGAGGCUGCGGAGGGCGGCAUUAGGGAUAUCAAGCGAACGACGAUCAACGGUGAGCCCUGCCUGACGUUUACCUCGCAAAACAUGGAGGAGGUUGCGCCAGGACAGCGCAUGGAGGUGUAUGGGAAGGUUUUCAUAUUUGUUCGCGAUGGCAAGACGACGCUGCUGCGGUGGGAGAUGGCGACAGGACUCUGGAGGAAGUUUGAGCGCGAGAUGAACGCCUUUGUGGAGUCCCUGCAGUUCAUUUGA